Exophiala aquamarina CBS 119918 is the source of this 996-nucleotide messenger RNA. RefSeq lists its product as uncharacterized. Bases 1 to 996 code for a protein of 331 amino acids. Gene Ontology annotation, cellular component: ciliary inversin compartment. Gene Ontology annotation, molecular function: protein binding. Lineage: Eukaryota; Fungi; Ascomycota; Eurotiomycetes; Chaetothyriales; Herpotrichiellaceae. Gene Ontology annotation, biological process: protein localization to ciliary inversin compartment. The record is from RefSeq and is a predicted model, not a curated record. The transcript has a single exon.
AUGUCUCUUCAUCAACAAGAUGUUUACGGCAGAACGGCUCUACACCGUGUCCCGUAUAACAACAAGGAAUCGGCAAGAAGAACAACACUGUAUCUGUUGGAGCAAGGUCUUGAGCGAUCGCUACAAGAUAACGAAGGUAGAACACCUAUCCAUUUCGCUGCCCUCGCUGGUGAUAUUCAAUCCCUUGAGGUUCUGCUGAAUGAUCCAAACGAUCUCCUUGUUCAAGACAAAAUAGGUUGGAAUGCUUUACAUUAUGCAGCCCAGAGCGGCUGCGAGCGUUCAGUGGAAUUUAUUAUUGAAAGCUCAACCUCCUUGAAGAUAGAAACAUCCUUGAAGAUAGAAACAUCCUUGAAGAUAGAAACAUCCUUGAAGAUAGAAACAUCCUUGAAGAUAGAAACAUCCUUGGAUUAUCAAGGGAUGAAUGCGCUACACCACGCACUUCGGGGUAUCCCAAACGAUGCAAUCAUUGACAAAUUGGUUUUACUUGGGGUUAAUUCCCAGCACAAGGAUCUGAAAGGAAGAGACUCUCUUGCUUAUUACAUCGAGGACAAGUGGGGAAAGCCACAACCAGAAAUCGUAAAGAGGCUGAUCGAGAGCGGUGCAGACCUGGACUAUGUGGACAAGAAGGGAAGGAACUUAGCCCACUUGGCUGUGGAUACUUUAUGGGAACUUGAUCUUGAUACCUUGUUGCGACUUCAAGAGGCAGGUGUGGAUAUCCUCGCCAUUGACGCACAAGGUAGAAGUAUUCUCCAUCAAGCAGCCAUUUCAGGAUCCGUGAGCAUCAAAUUGUUGCACCAUCUCGAUGGACGCCUGCAUCUUAACCUUGAUCUACGCGACAUCUCAGGUACUAGUGCUCUUCAGUAUCCCACCGCAAUGGCUCAGAAAAAGUACCAACGGUACAUGUGGAGGAAAGAUCGCUGGAAAGUGGCAGAAAUCGUUUUUGGAAACUGUCAUUUGCCGGUUCAAGGUCAAUGCAAAUGCAAUUGCAAAUCUUAG